CCCAUAGCGUUUUCCCUCAAAACCCUCUCAAAUUUUACUCAUCCUAACCCUCGUCACCUGAAUACGUCCCUUCUCCCAAUAUGGCAUCCUCAGAGCAGGCCCCAGGCGCUGGUGUUCUCCUCGCUUUUCUGAAACCCACGUCAACCGGAAGCAACGAUGCACAACAGAAUGACAAGCUCGCUCUCCUACCCACGACCAUAACAGGCAAUGUUCUCGGCAUCAAAACGGCAACGCAAUACAAAGCCGCAAAUGCAGAAUACGACAAACAGCAUCUCUUCGUCUGCGAAACAGAAGAGCUGGCACGAGUGAAUGCAAAGCAAAUGUUGAAGGUUCUAGAAGCAGAGAAUGUAGGCGGAGAUUGGGAUGUUAGGGCGUACUCUGAAGUCCAGGUUUUUGGUCCGAAGAAGAGUGGUGAAGCUGCUGGCACCAUCAUGAUAGCACUCAUGCAACCCUCGCCCACCGGUGCCGAGGAUCUGGAUGCUUGGUACCGCGAAGAGCAUAACCAGCAAACGUCUGAGCAACCAGGUUGGCUACGCACAUGUCGUUAUUCACUUGUCUCGCAACAUUCUGGUUCUUCCGAUGAGGGCGGGAAGAACCAAGAGCUGUCAUUCCUAGCUAUUCAUCAAUUCGGGGAGGGCGAGCAGCUGGGAGACACGGUCAAGGCUUUUGAGCCGAUUAGCGAGUGGACUAUGAAGGUUAUGAAAGAUGCGGUGGGGAUUGACGCUGCGAUUUAUCGGAGGAGGUGAAUGCGUGGGAGG
Messenger RNA from Alternaria rosae, 758 nucleotides. RefSeq lists its product as uncharacterized. The transcript is spliced from 2 exons. The record is from RefSeq and is a predicted model, not a curated record. Lineage: Eukaryota; Fungi; Ascomycota; Dothideomycetes; Pleosporales; Pleosporaceae. Bases 81 to 746 code for a protein of 221 amino acids.